CCUCGUGGAUCUGCAAUCCCGAGGAGUGUGACGCAGCCUGCGAUGAUGAACAAUUUGUUGCAGGAUUCGGCGACGAAUGGGAACCAGAAUGUUGGUAGCCCGAGUCCGAACUCGAAGGUGGCGAAAGGGAGGGGGGACAAGAAGUUCACCUCGGAUGCUUCUGCGCAGAGGAGUGGGAGUAGUGGUGCGGCGAGGAGAGUGAUGGAUUUCUUUAGGAUGAGGAGUCGUGCGAAGAAUGGGCUCUAGAUGGGUUCAUGCAAGAUAUACGCGUAAUAGUCUGGCUUUGUUUGGGAUCGUUUUUGUGCUUGCUGUUGGGUUUCUGGAGUCUUGUCUCGCUUUUGUGCACGUUGUCUUGGUUAUAUUGUUCGUUUUGCUUGGAUUUGAUGCCACGGCCGUUGGCAAUGUGUUGUUUUGUUUGCAGCUGUUAUUCUGCUUUUGCUUCCCAUGCAAAUGGCAACGGAUAUACCUGAUCAUCACAAACCAACAUCUCUUUUCUCUCUUCUCACGAUGUUUCGGGUUUUCCCACGGGGUUUCACAUCGUCACGCGGAUUCUGCGCGCACGCAAAAAGGGCACCGGCCGCGAUAAGGGCAUGUGACGUGACUACCCCGCCGGCAAUGAGAUACAUAUAUAUAUAUAUAUAGCACCCAGCAUGUGUAUAUUGCCUGGGUCCUCCUAGCUGAC
This is a messenger RNA of Saitoella complicata NRRL Y-17804, 682 nucleotides long. RefSeq lists its product as uncharacterized. The coding region runs from base 236 to 586 and encodes 116 amino acids. NCBI's taxonomy places the organism in Eukaryota, Fungi, Ascomycota, Saitoellomycetes, Saitoellales, Saitoellaceae. The record is from RefSeq and is a predicted model, not a curated record. The transcript has a single exon.